UCAGACGUCUAAACGAUGGUGCAAAGAGCCUGAGGAGUUGACCGCUGUCCGGGUGGUACUGUAUUGUAUGUAAUUACACUUGCACUGUAUUGUUCUACGGCCAUCGUGUAUUUUACGCCUGGUCUUGCUAUAAUGAAUAAAAAGGAACCUUUGCGUGACAUACACCCUUCGGCAAUCUGGUGAUGGGGAUAUAUGCAGACCAGACAAUAUUAGUGAAAGUACACAGUGUAUAACGCUUAGUGUGUUUUCUCCUUUACGAAGGCUCAUUAGCAUUGAUAUAAGAACAAUAGUUGUAAGGACAAUAGUUCUUAAUACGUCGACGAUCGUCUGCGCAUGCGUGAUCACAUGACCGACAAAUUUUGCUUCUGCAAUAUGGAGGAUCGUGUACGUCAAUAAUUAUGAGGGGAUGAAGAGACAACCUUUCAUUCUGCACAGGCCCUCGUGGGGUCUAGAUUAAGCCAAUAUUUUUGAUAGGAACUUUGUUGAUCUUCCCAUCUGACCCGGUCUUAUCGUCUGAUCAUUCUCCAAAAUGGCUGAAACGGUGUACGGAACGGUUGAAGAAGGACAUGUCAUGUCUGAGAAAGUGUCGUCUCUUGCAGCGACUAUUUAUAAGGAGUUUGAGCGUAUGAUGAAAAAGUACGACGAAGAUGUUGUCAAGGGACUCAUGCCACUUAUCGUGGGUAUUCUGGAAGCUUUGGAUAAUGCCUAUUCCGAAAAACAAGAAGGAGAUGUUGAGUGUGAGCUUUUGAGAGACGAUAAUGAACAGCUACUGACCCAAUAUGAAAGAGAAAAACAGCUGCGUAAAGCUUCAGAACAGAAAUAUCUUGAGAUGGAAGAUGCCGUGGAGGGAGAAAAGAAAGAUCUCCAGGACAAAGUGGAAAGCCUUGAGUCAAUUGUUCGCAUGUUGGAACUGAAGUCUAAGAACUCAGCAGAUCAUGUGUCAAGAUUAGAAGAAAAGGAAUCGGAAAUGAAGAAAGAAUAUAACAAACUCCAUGAACGCUACACAGAGUUGUUCAAGACUCACAUGGACUACAUGGAGAGAACCAAGAUCCUGAUGGGAACUGAUAAACUGUCUGAGCUGUCUGGAAACAGUCCCAGAAUAAAGGGUGGGUUCCAGCUUCCGUCUCUGCGUCCCGUCAGCAUGUUCGUUCAAGGAUCAGGAGAGACGCCCAUUAAGUCAGACAGUUCUCCCAUGAGCUUUGAUCUGACAUCACCACAGAGUGGCCGUGAUUCAAAUGUCAGCAUCAAGAGUGAGCUGAGUGACCUGGAGUCCCCCGAACCUGGCAGGGCCAGGAUGUCGGAAACUGAUUCCAAAGGAAAGAUGACCCAUGAUAAGGAACAGCUGACUGACAACAUCAGUGUGGCCGAAAGAAGCACCACCACAGGAACAAAAAAAUCAUCCGCCCCCGAGUCACAAACCCCCGAUUCCGCUGAGGAACCGCCAGUCCAACUGAGGAGAAAGCCAGAUUCCCGUGAUAACUCAGUAUCUAGUGAUAGAGACUUAGAUAACACUGUGUCUAGUGGUCCUGACAGUAGUGUCUCUCAACAACAACCUCAUACUCAGAACAAGGGUGUCGAACGUUUAAUAUCAGAAGACACGUUUGAGGAAGACCCCAUUUCUGUACCAUCGGGUUUGGGUGAAACGUUACUAUCUAUAGUUGCUUCUACACCAGAACUAGAUGAUGACUCAUUUGGUUCCAAAAGAGCGUCAAGAAGGAAUGAUAAGACUAUAUUUGAUGAGCUGGCUGGUGAGGGAGCUGACAUUGCAGAAGUUGACUUUGGUGUUGAUAUUACUGGCCGCGAGGUGAACCCAGCUGAGUAUGCCUCCUCCGAUAGUGACGACGAUGGAGAUAAAGACAAUGACAAAGACUCUGUCGUCAGUGACAAUUUCUUUGGAAUGGGCAAGGAGCUUGAAAAUUUAAUUCUAGAAAAUACAGAAUUAUUAGCUACCAAAAAUGCCUUGAACAUAGUGAAGGAUGAUCUCAUAGCCAAGGUGGAUGAGCUCUCAAGUGAGCAGGAGAUUCUCCGAGAGGAGAUCACCUCCCUGCAGACUGUGAAGGGCCGGCUACAACUUCGCAUCACUCAGCUGGAGGAAGAACUGAAGAAGACAAAGGAAGAAAUGCAGAAGAAACAACAGGCUACAGGAGACGAGGAGGACGAUGUGCCAAUGGCCCAGCGGAAGCGGUUCACACGUGUAGAGAUGGCACGGCGUUUGAUGGAGCGGAAUCAGUACAAGGAGAGGCUGAUGGAGCUUCAGGAGGCUGUCAGAUGGACGGAGAUGAUCCGAGCCUCCCGUGAACAUCCAGAAUCAGGUCUUCAGCAAAAGAAAAGGUCCUCUAUAUGGAACUUCUUUAGCAACCUCUUCAACUCCCCCAACAAGCCGAAGCGUAGCGCCACUCUGCCAGUGGCCACCGUCAAGUACAAUGCCCCUACUACCCAGGUCCAGCCAGUCGGAGACCCCAACAAGAAACAGAGGGAGAAAUACAACCUUGGACAGAAGUCCAAAGCCUACGAGUUCUUGCAAGAUGAUGCAACUGCCGAGAAAACUCGUAAAGAACGUGAAAAGGAGCGAAGAGAGCAGUAUAAACAAGUCCGGGCUCAUGUUAAGAAAGAUGAUGGACGAAUGCAGGCGUAUGGAUGGAGUCUGCCAGCCAAAUUUACCCCUCAGCUCCCUCGGGAGCAGUCUUCCAAGAGUCAUGUACCUGUCCCAGUCCCUGUCUACUGUCGCCCCCUCCUGGAGAAAGAACUUGGUCUCAAGUCACUCUCAUGGGAGUCUCAUAUCUGGUGUGCGGCUGGAGUGAACCUGACAGGUGGUAAGACGAGAGAUGGUGGCUCCAUGGUGGGAGCCAGUGUCUUCUACGCCAACGCACCCGAGGAGGCCGAUGCACGGAGGGAAACAAAGGAUGAAGUUGAGAAACUCAACCAAGAACUCAAGGAACAUGAGAAAAACUUGAAGUCUGCAGACAAGGAGCAGUUUUCGUCUCUGGUAUGGAUCUGCACCAGCACACACUCCACCAGCAGAGUGUCUGUCAUUGACUCCAACAACCCAGGGGACAUCCUCGACUCCUUCCGGGUGUCCUCAACCCACAUGCUCUGUAUAGCCAGCGUGCCAGGAGCCAUGGAAUCAGACUACCCUGUGGCAGAGGAGAUCCUCAAGGCAGAAGCACCACCACUCCCCAAGGAGACUGUUGUGUCGGAGGGCAGCACCUCUGCUGACCAGAACGGAGACAGCAAUGGGGUAGGGGGGAUAACUUUCGUCCAGUGUUCCACUGGCACCACAGGUCAAGAAGCUAGCUCUGAAGCCUCUCCAGCAGGGUCCCCUCCACGCAGGAGGUCCAGAGAGCUGAGUCCUGAAACAGAUGCAGAGGUUGCAUCAGCUCUUGCCGAGGCUGUCACAGAUGAUGGUGACAGCGGAGAAGCAAGGGAAAAGGCGUACAAUGAGAUCAACAAGGAGGCCCAUGAUGAAGAUCCUCUUGGAGCCACGACACUCGAGAGCAUCAAGCCAACCGUGUUUCGAGCAACAGGUUCCCCAGUGUCGUCAGGAACAGCCACACCCAACUCGACAUCGUCAGGUGGAGAGAAGCGUCUGCAGGAUCAGGAGGAGCUGGACAAGGAGGGCAUAUCGUCCAUCGCUGCUGACAACGAGCUGCAGUAUGGCGAGCUGGAGAAGAUGAGCAGUCUCCUCCCCACCAUGUGGAUGGGCUCACAGAGUGGCAGUUUAUAUGUGCACUCAGCUGUGGCCCAGUGGAGGAGGUGUCUGCAUUCUGUCAAACUCGAUUCCAUUCUCAGCAUUGUCCAUGUGAAAGGUCGUGUCAUGGUGGCCCUGGCUGAUGGAACAGUGGCCAUAUUUCACAGGGCGGCAGAUGGUCAAUGGGACUUGAAGAACUACCAUCUGCUCGACCUUGGUCGACCACAUCACUCAAUCCGGUGCAUGACAGUCAUCGCCAACAAGAACGUCUGGUGCGGAUACAAGAACAAAGUACACAUCAUUAAUCCUCAGACCAUGGGUAUUGAGAAAAGUUUUGAUGCCCAUCCUCGCAAGGAAAGCCAAGUUCGGCAGUUAUGUUGGGUCGGGGAGGGUGUGUGGGUGUCCAUUCGUCUAGACAGCACUCUCCGCCUGUACCACGCCCACACACACCAGCACCUCCAGGACGUGGACAUAGAGCCGUAUGUCAGUAAGAUGCUAGGUACUGGCAAACUAGGCUUUUCUUUCGUACGUAUAACAGCCAUGUUGAUUUCCUGCAACCGACUUUGGAUUGGCACAGGAAAUGGUGUGAUCAUUUCAGUCCCUCUCUCAGAAAGCAACAAACAACAGGUAACCACUUCUAGUCGGCGCCAACCUGGGGGUGUGAUACGAGUGUAUAGUGACACCAAAACAGACAGUGUUACUCCCGGUUCAUUCAUCCCCUACUGUUCCAUGGCCCAGGCACAACUGUCCUUCCAUGGACACAAAGAUGCUGUGAAAUUCUUCGUUGCAGUGCCUGCAACUGGCAAGCGUAAACUGCCGUUGGAAGAUGAGGAAUUGACAUCAUAUUCAGGUACUGCUAGGAAGGGCAUGAGUGCUGCAGCCCCGAGUCCCGACGAUGGUGAGACGCCCACCAAAUCCCGACUGGAGGCUAUACCAGCGCCACCUACCAACACAAAGCUUGUCCUGUCUGGGGGAGAAGGCUAUGUUGACUUUAGAAUUGGUGAUGGUGAUGAUGAUGAGCUUGUGAUAGAGACUGAGGAGGAGAAGAAGUCUCAACUGAACAAAGUAGACAGGAGUCAUCUUAUAGUCUGGCAGGUCACACAGGAGUAGCCCCCAAACAGAGCUCUUCACAGCAGCCAGCCAAUCAGAGCUCAUCGCAACAGCCAGACAGUUUGAGAACAUCGCUACUCUCAGUUAGCUUGCUUUUUGCCCAACUACACAGCGAAUCAGGAUACUUUGUCCACCUGAGGUUGACCACAUAUUCAACAUAACUUUAGCACGGAUUCAUAAAAAACAAAGGUUCUUCAUGAAAUGAAGGUUGAAUUCUUAAGAAAUAUGUACCAAAUCAAAGAAAUUUUUGAAAUCUUCAAGAAGUGGUUCCAUUUGUGAUGAUAUUGAAGUAUGUAUUGUAAAAUCUAUGGUUACAUGAGCACUCAUGUAUGUAAAUACUCAGAACCAUAUCCUGAAGUUGCUGACAGUUCCAUUGGGCAUAGCUGAAAGCCGCCUCCAUUCUGCAGACCUCAAUGCUUCAGUGCCACAGAGGCUCCCAAUGGUGCUCUGUUGGGAGGCUUCCACUUCCAUAGGAUGAAGGACAAUCAGACCAACUGCCAUAUUGGCAGUCCUCCAUUCGAACAAUGACAGAUCUUGCACUUCAUGGUGACAGCGAUCCUCAAUGGGAGAUGGCUUCACGAUGAGCAUGCUGGAAAAUGAGAGUGAUUCAUGAUGUGUGCUUCAUGAUGACGGUGCUGUAUGACAGCACGUCUUGAUGAGUGCUUCAAGAUGACAGUUCUGUAUGUCAGCACAUCUUCAUGAGUGCUUCAUGAUGACAGUGCCAUAAUGAAUGCUUUAUGAUGACAGCUUCAUGAUGACAGCAUCAUAAUGAGUGCUUCAUGAUGACAGUUCUGUAGUGCUUCAUGAUGACAGUUCUGUAUGAUGACAUGCACUUUAUGGUGACAGCACCAAGAUGAAUGCUUCAUGAUAACAGCAUCAUAAUGAGUGCUUCAUGAUGACAGUGAUGUAUGACAGCACCAUAAUGAGUGCUUCAUGAUGACAGUGCCAUGAUGAAUGCUUCAUGAUAACAGCAUCAUAAUGUGUGCUUCAUGAUGACAGUUCUGUAUGAUGACAGCACCAUGGUGACAGUGAUGUAUGACAGCACCAUAAUGACUGCUUCAUGAUGACAGCAUUUCAUGGUCACUGUGCUGUAAAAUGACAGCACUUCUUGAUGAGUGCUUCAUGAUAUCAGAACUUCAUGAAUUACUACCCACUAGUAAUUACAACUGCUUUCAGUUGAACCAUACAUUGGCUUCUGAAUGACCUUAUCAGAAGGGCCAACAUAAUACUUGCUCCCUUGUGACCAGCAAACUGAAAAAUCUGAACUCUGUGAAUAUAACAUUAUAAUAUACUACCGUCAAACUGGAAAUUGUAUGUACUACAAACCAUUAUGUUUGAAACCUUUAGGUUUGCUGGUUAUUGCCAAAUUGUAUAAAUGUUAGUCACUUUGCAAGUCUCUGCGCCAACUGAUCAGAGGGGGAUGUCAUCAUUAUCUAAGCAUGAUGAAUGUAUCAUAGUCUGUGCAGUGUAUCACAGCCGUCUCACGUCUACGCAAAUUACUCAUGCGAUAUUCUGUAUUAUAAAUGUCAUAACAUGCUUACUGUUCCAGCCUGACUUUAAUAUCACUUGGAAUAUACAUUUCAGCCGAAUGCAAAGUAUAUUUUUGUAUACUAAUCAAAAUUAACCCCAAGGAGGAAUACUAGCAAUGUAAAGGACACCGAAGCCUGUGUUUGAGUGUCAUCUCCUGUCUGUGAACGCUGGUGUAUCAUGUACAUUUCAUCAAUCUUGUAUAUAUGUUAUGUUUAUGUUCAGCCCACUGUGGAUAUAUAGGAUAUAUAUCUAUAAGCCACCACUGUGGAUAUAAAGGAUAUAUAUCUAUAAGCAAUGUCGACCUGCUUCCUCUGCAGCAAGGGGGACUGACGAGAAUGUUCAGACAGUUUGAACAUUGUAUUGCACCUCUGUUGUUGCUUCGUAGUAAUAAUUUGUGGAUAAGAUGUUGACUGCUUUCUGCUACAAGACGGUGGUUAUUGCAUUAUUACGGAUAAAAUGUCCAUUUUAUACAGCAGGCAUGCAUAUAAGCAAAAUGUGAUGUUUCCCAGUGCUGUGUUUUCCCAUAUCUCUAUUCCUUGCUCCUUUCCCUUGUAUUCCCCUUUCUCUAUCCCAUGUCCCCACUCUCCACCUUCCCCGACCCGGGUUCGAUUCUCCACAUGGGUACAAUGUGCGAAGCCCAUUUCUGGUGUCCCUUGCCAUGAUAUUGCUGGAAUAUUGCUAAGAGUGAGGUAAAACCAUACUCACUCACUCACUCCCCCCCCCCACCACCUGGACAAACUACCAAUAGUCUCCCCUCCCAACCCCUUACCCACACUCAACCUGCUUCUACUAUCUAUCCAUAGGAGCGGGUGUUUUCCGCUCCCAUUAUACCCAGCCUCUACCAUCUAGCAUUAAGACUUGAUGUUGGUUGUGCCCAUGAGAAUCAAAUGAGUCUUUCCAUUAGAAGUGGCGAAAGGUGGAUAGCAUAGUGAUUGGUGUGUCUGCUUGUAAACACCACAUGCUCUCAUUCGAAUCACUACAUGUGGGGUAGCCUACUGGUUAAAGCCAAAGAACCGGGUUCGAUUCACCAGAUGGGUACAAUGUGUGAAGCCAAUUUCGCUCACCUACAUGGUUACAACCUUGGAUAUCCACACACUUAUUACAUAUGCUGUCAGUAAUAAUUUUUGAAGACAAGAACUUCCAUGGGAUGGCUUUCUAGUAUUGACGUUCAUUGGUAUGCUGACAUACUAAAACAUCAUUCUUAGUGCCAAUGAUAUGCUGAAAGGCCUACUCGUCCAGAUCUAAGACACAAUUCGCAAUUUGAAGAAUUAUAGCAAAAAUCUAUAAAAAUUACUCCUGUGACUCUAUCUCAGAGCGAAAUAGAUGGACUGACUAUCUGGUGUAAUACCUAGGGUACAUUCAACAUCAAGUAAGUGUUAGACAAUCCCAGCGUGUGAAGGCUGUCAUACUGACCAAAUCCUUUCUCGGAUUCCUCAGCAACCUUGACACAAGAGAAUGUUCCUUUGCAUUUCCAGUGCUAUUUACCCUGUUGUAUUUGCUAUAUUUAUUUCCCCCUUGUGGACCGUCCCCAUGGUUCCUGCCCACCUAGUCUAGAACCAUCUUGCACCUGUAUGUAUGAUAUAUGCCUUGUGAAUACUGCAGCACUGGUUCUGGUGAUAUCAUCAACUGACAACUAUCAGCGAUCAGAUCAGUGUUGAAAACAUUACCUGCACUUCGAUGGUCUGUUCCCAGACCAAAGCUGAUCUUGACAAGAUUCUAUUUUAUUAUUCAUGAAUUUCGCCAUAAUUGUCCACGCUGGACUUUUUAAGUAAGGUAUUUUAUGCUGCAUGCAGAUGUGCCCUGUCUGUCACUGUGGGCUUAUAGUGGAGGGUUUGUAGACUUCUAGAAUAUAUCUCAAUAUGCGACAUCUUCACAGGUCAGGUGUAGACAUGGCAGUAUUUCUCCAACUACCUCCAAUCUUGAAUUGAUUUUGGUCAAGGAAAUCUUGUUUCCAAGGGGCAGUGGGGUAGCCUAGUGGUUAAAGCGUUCGCUCGUCAUGCCGAAGACCCCUGUUCAAUUCCCCACAUGGGUACAAUUUGUGGAGCCCAUUUCUGGUGUCCCCCACCUUGAUAAUAGUGCUGAAAUAUUGAUAAGAUCAGCAUAAAACUAAACUCACUCACUCACCCAUUGUGUCUAAGCAUUCAAUCAUGUAAUAUUCUUGACAACUGUUAACUUCUUUCAAUAUUAAUACAUCAUAGUGAUAAUUAUAGUUUGGUAUAAGUUCUGGAUUGUCUUUAAUGAUGAUGCAGCAUAUGAAAUCAUUAGCUGCUGAGUUUUAGUUAAAAUGCUUCCUGUACAUUUUCUAAAGAAUGUCAUUGAUGAAUAGUUUCUUUAUAUCUUUUCCGAAUAACAGAUUCUGAUGCUUCUCUCACAAAUAAUGUUGAUACAAUUGUUGUAAAUUGGUAAAUAUUUUGUUCUUUCCCUGACCUGUGAAGAUGAAAGUUUGGCCAAUACUCAUGUAUUAAUGAACAAGUUGUGAGGCAGGUUCUCCCAAGUAUAAAGGGAUAUUUAUAAUAGUAAUAGUGGCAUAGUUUCCUCAAAAUAUGAUGAAAGUAACAUCAAAAUAUUUAUAUGGUUUUAAGAUCAUAUAUAGACAAAAAAAAAACUGGUGAUGAUGCUAGACAGUAACUUGUUACAUGUUGAAGCUCAUUCAGUUCUUCCUGGACAGUAUCACCGAUUCCGCAACCUUUUUCUCCGUUAGAGCAGCAUCAGCUUCAGUGAAGGCUUGGCAUGCAAAUGAUGGCUAUUUGUCCCAAAUUGUUCAAUAUGUACACCAGGAAAAAUGUCCAGAUUUUCUUGUGAUCCAGCGACUUUGUCUGCCUAACCAGGAGGUGAAGACGAUUAGCCAAUUUAGUGCAAUAUUGCUCUACCUCUUUGGAACUUUCAACAUCCACAUUGCUUACAGUUGUCAAGUGUUCAGCAUACUUGAGACCAGCUCUCAUUGUGUGAAAAUAUCCAUGCUGGAUCUGUAACCAUUAUGUUUAAGCUUUGAUUUUUUACUUUCUUUUCUUCCUGAAAUAAUUAUGAUUAUUGAUCAUUAUUUGCUUCUGACAAGUGUGAAAUACCUUUCCUAACCUUUAGUGUGUCUAUAUUUGGAAUUUUAGCAGUUAUCAUGCAACCUGUUUUAUUCAAAUCUUUUACCAGUUUGGAAAACUAAUUUUAAUGAUUUAACUCAGCCAUUUUAGUUUGAGUCCAACUUUGUAUGACAAUGUGUGUGUGUUAAAAGAUCCAUACUCUGAUCAGGUCUUUUGUAAAUGAUACAUUUCUGUGACAUUUCAACAAGUAGACGGUUUCUGAUUUCAAAGUAUACUGUGCUGAUGCAAUGCCAAGUCAUCUUCGAUGGAACUUUGCACAAUUGUCGGUUACCAUAGCAAUCAUAUAAAUGGAAUAACAGAAUAAAUGUAUAUUUAAGUGGCUGCACUGUACUAUCUGAGCCGAAUGGGGUCUGUAUGAAAUUAUCUAUCAGUCAGUGGUUAAUAAAGCAGCAUUCUCUGUUUAA
Messenger RNA from Haliotis rubra (blacklip abalone), 9827 nucleotides. Its product is annotated as C-Jun-amino-terminal kinase-interacting protein 4-like. NCBI's taxonomy places the organism in Eukaryota, Metazoa, Mollusca, Gastropoda, Lepetellida, Haliotidae. Gene Ontology annotation, cellular component: cytoplasm. The record is from RefSeq and is a predicted model, not a curated record. Gene Ontology annotation, molecular function: signaling receptor complex adaptor activity; JUN kinase binding; MAP kinase scaffold activity. Gene Ontology annotation, biological process: vesicle-mediated transport.